Messenger RNA from Microplitis mediator, 713 nucleotides. RefSeq lists its product as uncharacterized. The transcript has a single exon. Bases 1 to 690 code for a protein of 229 amino acids. The record is from RefSeq and is a predicted model, not a curated record. NCBI's taxonomy places the organism in Eukaryota, Metazoa, Arthropoda, Insecta, Hymenoptera, Braconidae.
AUGAGUGCGUUCUUUGUUGAUAAACGACGUGAUAAAAUACGUUAUAAACAACUAGAUGAUAAUUUCCGUGGAUAUAAUCUAUCGGAAUAUAUUAAUGUCGCUACUAUAAAAGGUGAUUGUUUUGUUCAUUAUUUUUAUGCGACGCCUGUUAAUAGUCAUACAUUAAAAUUAUUAAAACAUAAUCAUGUAGAUCGUUUAGCUUGUAUUUAUAUUAAUAAAAGUAAUAGCAAAAUAUUAUUUAUACGUUACGAUGGAUUGGCUAAAACAUUUGACGACACCAAUAUUGUUGCUUAUGAUUAUUGGACUAUUAAUGAUACGACAUUGAUAGUAAAUGAUAAUAGCAAUAUUAAUUAUUAUAUUGAAAAGAUAAAUCGAGAAGAAUUAAUACUUUCUGACAAUAUUAAAAAUUCACUUGAUGAUUACGAAUAUGUUGGUUACGCUCACUGGCGUUAUUUUGAUCGAGGUAUUUUAUAUUACGGCACACGUUUUUCUUACGAUACGGGAAUUAUUAAUGCACUUAAACGUAAUGAUGAGAGCGAAAAAGAAAAAAAUUUUCUUGAGUCAUUUAUUAUGUAUGUGGCUGUACAUGAUAAUAAAGUUUUGUGGUCGCAAAUUCAAAUCAAUGAUUUUGCUGAACGAUUUCAUAUUAAUAAUUCAGAAAAUAUAACUGUCAUAUUACCAGAAAGAUAAUUAUAAAUUUAUAUAACACACAA